UAGUUAUUACCGACAAAAAUAUCAAAGUCCAGGUGGUAGUUGAUGAGGGAUUUCUGCCAUUGAUUCUAGCAACUUCAAAAGGACUUAUCUUGGAAUUGGAGAAUUUGCAAAAAUCUACUUUUCCUCGAUUUUCGAUAGGAACUUACAAUGGCUAG
Molecule: messenger RNA, 155 nt
Organism: Entrophospora sp. SA101
Lineage: Eukaryota; Fungi; Glomeromycota; Glomeromycetes; Entrophosporales; Entrophosporaceae
Source: the annotation of a GenBank genome assembly